GCCUUUCUAUGAAAAGGGAUUGUGGUUCAGAAGAGAAUCGCACUGGUUCUCAGUACUGUUGAUAUUAGCUCAUUGCGCACACAUGGACAUCUGCCACAUCACUGGAAUCAGGUCAGGAUCUCAUCAUACCCUUUAUGUAUGAAUGUGGGAGAAAUGAACCUGCUUGAAGCAAUAAAUCAUAAUCUCGCUUUAUUUUUAAAGCUGUUUUUAUUUCUUAUUUGUAAUGUUGUUUGCUUAUGGAUCAGUUGCUCCAGUCGGAUAAAUGAUCUGAGAAUAGACAGUCAUGUCUGUGCAGGUUUCUUGAUAACCCGUCCUCCGGUUGCAUCAUGAUGCAUCAAUGUAUUGAUCGAUUUCAGAAGAGUCAAGAGUUUAGGUGCUAAUCUUUGAAGAGCUGUGAGAAAAAUUUCCGUGUAUCACAUUAUGAAACAUCAGUCAGACCACGUCCAUUUCCCUGAUCAGUGGGCGGGGCUUUCGCGCUCCCUGCAGGCCAUUGGCUGAGCCCCGGAAAGGUGUGCGCGGAAGGCGGGUGCUCGUGCGAUAUAAACAGAGCACCGGUGAGCGCGUGCAAGGUGAUCCGCGCGCACUGGAGAAGAUGCUGCCUCAGACUCUGAAGGUGACCGGCAGGAGCGCGCUCCCUCUGCUCAGGUGGGCUGACGUCAUGCGCGCGCCCCCGUCUCAGCAGGUGAAGACGCUCGAGCACAUGCCCGGACCUUCUUCCGCGGGAUUCCUGUGGGAUCUGUUCUUCAGACGCGGACUCACUCGCCUCCACCAGCUGCAGCUGGAGGGCAGGAGUAAGUACGGGCCGGUGUGGAAGGCCAGUUUCGGACCCAUCCUGACGGUUCAUGUGGCAGAACCGGAUCUGAUCGAGCAGGUUCUGCGUCAGGAGGGCCAUCAGCCCAUGCGAUCCGAUCUCUCGUCCUGGAAGGAUUACCGGCGGCUCCGGGGAGAAGGGUUCGGACUCCUGACAGCUGAAGGCGAGGAGUGGCAGAGCGUGCGGCGUCUGCUGGGGAAACACAUGUUACGACCCCAAGCUGUGGAGGCGUACGACCUCACGCUGAACUCCGUCGUCACGGACCUCGUGGAGAAGCUCAAGCUACGCCAGCGGGAGAACGCCAGCGGCCUCGUGUCCGACGUCUCGGCCGAGUUCUACCGCUUCGGUCUCGAAGGGAUUUCCUCGGUGCUGUUCGAGUCCAGGAUCGGCUGCCUCGACCCAGUGGUUCCAGUGGAGACGGAGCGCUUCAUCCAGUCCAUCAACAGCAUGUUCGUCAUGACUCUCCUCACGAUGGCUAUGCCUCAGUGGCUCCACCGGCUCCUUCCCAAACCCUGGGAAACCUUCUGCCGCUGCUGGGACGACAUGUUCCGGUUCGCGAAAGGUCACAUCGACCAGCGUCUUGAGGAGGAGAGGCAGAAGAUGUCUCGAGGAGAGCGUUUAGAGGGACGAUACCUGACCUAUUAUCUGUCUCAGGCCGGCGUGCCGCUGAAGUCUGUGUACAGUAAUGUGACCGAGCUGCUCCUCGCUGGCGUCGACACGAUCUCCAGCACGCUGUCCUGGUCCCUGUACGAGCUCGCUCGGCAUCGGGAGGUCCAGACGGCCCUGCGGGACGAGGUUCUGAGCGUGAUGAAGGACCGGACCGUCCCAAACGCAGGCGACGUCGCUGCCAUGCCUCUCAUGAAGGCCGUGAUCAAGGAAAUCCUCAGGCUCUAUCCUGUAAUUCCGGCCAAUGCGAGAGUCAUCCCAGACAAAGAUAUUAAAGUUGGAGGAUAUCUCAUCCCUAGAAACACUCUGAUCACUCUCUGCCACUACGCCACGUCCCGUGACCCGAAACACUUCCGAGACCCGGACUCCUUCGUCCCGCAGCGCUGGAUGAGUCGCUCCGAGGGAAACCAUCCGUUCGCCUCGGUUCCCUUCGGCGUGGGCAAACGCAGCUGCAUCGGCCGGCGCAUCGCUGAGCUGGAGCUUUACCUGGCGCUUUCCAGGAUUUUAAUGCACUUUGAUGUGGAGCCGGCAAAAGAGAACGACACAGUCCGUCCGAUGACCAGAACUCUUCUGGUUCCAGAGAGACCGAUCAACCUGCGUUUCAUUGAGCGCUGACCUGGAGGUCAGAGGUCAUCAGGACCCGGUGAGACGGAACUGGCCGUCUCUGAUGGUGAGAUCCAGAGAGCCAGGAGGAUUCUGGGACGUCCCGAAGAGAAGCAGGCCUGAGGCUAAACGGGUCCCGAACCGGCGAUGUGUCUGCGACUCCCUGUGCGACGGAUCUGCGAGACUCAGAGACUGGGCACUGAAGUGUGACCUCGCAUCCAUCAUCCGUGCAAACAUACGAAUGUAAGAAACGCUAAAGACGUCCAUUGUUGGAUGAAGAUGCACAGAAAGCACUUUUGGUGUCUUCGGGACUCGGAAAACGGAAAGGCACAGGAAUCUCGCCAAUAUAUUUACAGCUGUUCAUUUGUAGAUACUUUUAUGUAAAACAGCUGAACACAAAUGAGGAGAGUCCAUGGAGGGCAGCUUAUGGUCAAAUGCAGAUUUGGUGCUAAUUUACUGUCAGUUUAAGAACCACUGUGAUCCGUCUCUGGUCUUAUUCGCUGUGGUCACUUGCUGUCUAUUGAGAAGAACGAUGUCAGCGUUGGCGGACACCACAUGUUCACCGCAUGUUAGCC
Messenger RNA from Rhinichthys klamathensis goyatoka, 2655 nucleotides. It is a transcript of the gene cyp27b1, whose product is annotated as 25-hydroxyvitamin D-1 alpha hydroxylase, mitochondrial. The transcript has 9 exons. Bases 593 to 2092 code for a protein of 499 amino acids. The record is from RefSeq and is a predicted model, not a curated record. Gene Ontology annotation, biological process: cortisol metabolic process; C21-steroid hormone biosynthetic process; cholesterol metabolic process. Gene Ontology annotation, cellular component: mitochondrial inner membrane. Gene Ontology annotation, molecular function: monooxygenase activity; oxidoreductase activity, acting on paired donors, with incorporation or reduction of molecular oxygen; iron ion binding. Lineage: Eukaryota; Metazoa; Chordata; Actinopteri; Cypriniformes; Leuciscidae.